Puccinia graminis f. sp. tritici CRL 75-36-700-3 is the source of this 1018-nucleotide messenger RNA. RefSeq lists its product as uncharacterized. Bases 281 to 1018 code for a protein of 245 amino acids. NCBI's taxonomy places the organism in Eukaryota, Fungi, Basidiomycota, Pucciniomycetes, Pucciniales, Pucciniaceae. The transcript is spliced from 2 exons. The record is from RefSeq and is a predicted model, not a curated record.
AGAAACACUGCGGUUGAAGACCUCCUGCCUCCACUCCUUUGUCCGUUUCUGCUUAUAAAUCGACUUACUCAUCUCCAGUCAUUAUAACAUCACUCCAGCGUACCCUCUCACUGAUAGCAAUUUGAAACGUCUGCUUUCAAACCUGCUGUUGUGCACCUCAAACUCAGCUUGUAGUUUUCUGUUUACCAGAAAAUCCACAUAUUUAGUUUUGCUCAAGGCUAAAUUUUGGAUACCCAAACCUAUCGAACGUGAAUUGAUUGACACCAAGGAGGCAAAGCAUAUGAAUAUCAAUCAGGUGUUCAUUCUUGCCAUCGCUGGCUUAUCUUUAUUUGCGUACCCGACCCUCGGUGCAUUGACUAGUGCUAAAUCCGCACAAAAAGCGGCCUCAACAGCUUCAGAAGGAGACAAAGCUGUCGGAGAUUUUGGAGAUAUAGGGAGAUCAACUAAUCUUUUAUCGAGAGAUCCACCUCUCGAUUCCCGGCAAUCACUUAAUGGUGAAAGAAACAAUCUAGAAAUAGCACAAGCUGCUUCAAAUACUCGGACUCAACCAACUCCAGCUUUAGCGGCACGACCGGGGGAGAAUCAAAAUGAAGAAACUGAAGCUCUGAAAAUUGUGCAGGAAAAGAGAAUUCAUAUUGCAGCUAACGAUAUCUUGAAGGCGUUAAACGAUGUCAAAGAUUUAGAAAAACAAUCGUCUCAAGGCACCUUGUCAAGAAUUCUUUCUCAUUUGAAGAAAAUCCUCAUGCGUCCCUGGAAGAAAUUCAUCGACAAGAGAUUGCGAAAAGCUAUAGCGCUCAUCUUGAGAAAUCAACCAGACUGGCUCCAGAGGUGGGCACAUGAAGUAGCAUCGUAUCAUCAAGUAGAUUUGGAACAUCGGGUCGUGGAAUUCAACAAAGCUAUAGCAGAUAAAUUGAGAAAUUCUGCCAAACUCAUUGAGAAAUACCACCCUGAAUUGAUGGCUACCUACAAAGAAAAUCAUGGCAAUAAAUAUCUGAAAGGAGCUGGGAUUCAUUUCUAG